Myxocyprinus asiaticus (Chinese sucker) is the source of this 4572-nucleotide messenger RNA. RefSeq names its product glutamate receptor 1-like. The transcript has 16 exons. Gene Ontology annotation, cellular component: plasma membrane; postsynaptic membrane; dendritic spine. The record is from RefSeq and is a predicted model, not a curated record. Gene Ontology annotation, molecular function: AMPA glutamate receptor activity; transmitter-gated monoatomic ion channel activity involved in regulation of postsynaptic membrane potential. NCBI's taxonomy places the organism in Eukaryota, Metazoa, Chordata, Actinopteri, Cypriniformes, Catostomidae. The coding region runs from base 296 to 3109 and encodes 937 amino acids. Gene Ontology annotation, biological process: modulation of chemical synaptic transmission; synaptic transmission, glutamatergic.
UUUAUCCACGCAUUUGCUCUGCUGCUCUGACUAGUGUGACGACCUACCGGGAGAGCGCGGUGAUGUUAAGAAAGUAAUCAAGAUCGCCGUUUUUUUUUUCUUCUGCUGACACUAGAGUCUCUUCAUUCGUAAGUAGGACUGUCAGAGACACGUUUUUUUCAGUUGCCAGCGUUAUAACCAACAGGACUGACUGUGCGUAAAGCAGCCGGCGCGGCUCGGAUUCACUGUGCGCUCUGCUGGCUCUGUUAGUGCUUGGAGCUCAUUGUGAGAGAAGGGACAAUACGUUGGAAUAUAUAUGUUUGGAAUUUGGCUUUUUGUCAGUUUCUCCAAUGAAAAAGAAAAUAUGCGACAAAGCUUCGCCUUAUUCAUUACCGCUUUGCUUGGGUUGUGCUCAUGUUCAAGUUUCCCAAGUAAUAUCAACAUAGGAGGUUUGUUUCCAACCGACUCCCACGAAUAUGACGUGUUCCGUUUCGCGCUCUCUCAACACAAUGCAGUUCCUAAACUGGUACCUCAAGUGGACAUGGUGGACACUGGGAGCAGCUUUGCCAUGACAUAUGCCUUUUGUUCCCAGUUCUCCAAAGGAGUCUAUGCCAUCAUUGGUCUGUAUGACAGGAAGACCAUGAAUAUGCUAAUGUCAUUCUGCGGUGCUCUGCAUGUGUGCUUCGUCACGCCCAGCUUCCCCAUCAAUACCAACAACCAGUUUGUGAUCCAGCUGAGGCCAGAGCUCCAGGAUGCUCUGAUUGCCCUUGUUGAGCACUACAAGUGGACUAAGUUCGUCUACAUGUACAGCUCGGACUCAGGUUUGACUGUGCUGCAGAAGAUCUUGGACACAGCUGCUGAGAAGACCUGGCAGGUGACAUCCAUCAACUUUGACACGCUGACGGAGGCAGCAUUCUUGAAAGCCAUCCAAGAUCUAGAGAAUAAGAAGGAGUACAAGAUCAUUCUGGAUUGUGAGCUGGAGAGACUCAAUUCCAUCUUAAACUUGAUUGCGGCUCAAAAAAAGAACUUGAAGAACUACCAUUACAUACUGGCAAACCUGGGAUUUCUUGAUCUUAAUCUCACCGAAUUCAGGAAGGGAGGAGCCAAUGUGACAGGCUUCCAGCUCAUGAACUACACAGAUCAUACUGUUAGCAGGACAAUACAGGACUGGCUGGAGUUUGACAGUAAAGACUUGAAAAGUCCCAAAAGGAGGCUGAAAUACACUGGAGCACUCACAUAUGACGGGGUGACUGUCAUGGCCACCGCCUUCCAGAACCUGAGAAACCAACGCAUUGAUAUCUCUCGUAGGGGAAAUGCAGGAGAAUGUCUUGCUAACCCACCCGCCCCGUGGGGGCAAGGCAUCGACAUUCAGAGAGCCUUACAGCAGGUACAGUUUGAAGGAUUAACAGGACACGUUCAGUUUAAUGACAAAGGACAUCGAACCAACUUCACUGUCAGCGUGAUGGAGUUUAGCCCAAGCGGACCCAAGAAAGUGGGCUACUGGAACGAGCGUGAGAAAUACGUGAACACAGCUACCUACAACAACAUACUCAAUGAAACAUUUGGACUGCAAAACAGGACCUACAUUGUCACCACCAUCCUUGAAUCUCCCUAUGUGAUGCUGAAGAAGAACCAUGAAAAGCUAGAGGGAAAUGAAAAGUAUGAGGGUUACUGUGUGGAGCUGGCUGCAGAGAUUGCCAAGCAUGUGGGCUAUUCCUACAGGCUAGAGAUCGUGGGUGAUGGAAAGUACGGAGCAAGAGACUCAGAGACAAAGAUGUGGAAUGGAAUGGUUGGAGAACUGGUGUAUGGUAAAGCAGAUGUAGCUGUGGCUCCCCUCACUAUCACUUUGGUCAGAGAGGAGGUGAUUGACUUCUCCAAGCCCUUCAUGAGCUUAGGCAUCUCCAUCAUGAUCAAGAAGCCCACCAAGUCCAAGCCAGGGGUAUUUUCCUUCCUGGACCCACUGGCCUAUGAGAUCUGGAUGUGCAUUGUGUUUGCUUACAUUGGUGUGAGUGUGGUGCUAUUCUUAGUGAGCCGCUUCAGUCCGUAUGAGUGGCACACAGAUGAUGAAGAGGAGGGAGAACAGCAAAGCCAGAAUCAGAACCAGUCGCCAUCACCAGAACCCAACCAGUCUCCCAACCAGCAUGGUCAGAAUCAGAAUCAGCGAGAAGAGAAGCAGGAGAAGCAACCAGAGCACAGCAAUGAGUUUGGGAUCUUCAACAGCCUGUGGUUUUCCCUGGGAGCCUUCAUGCAGCAAGGAUGUGAUAUUUCACCAAGAUCUCUCUCCGGUCGCAUAGUUGGAGGUGUCUGGUGGUUCUUCACUCUGAUCAUCAUAUCCUCCUACACAGCCAACCUGGCUGCCUUCCUCACAGUGGAGAGGAUGGUGUCACCCAUCGAGAGUGCCGAAGAUCUGGCUAAGCAAACAGAGAUUGCCUAUGGGACUCUGGAUGGAGGAUCCACCAAAGAGUUCUUCAGGAGAUCGAAGAUCGCAGUAUUUGAGAAGAUGUGGUCCUAUAUGAAGUUGGCAGACCCGUCUGUAUUUGUGAAGACCACAGAUGAAGGUGUCGUGUGGGUGAGAAAGUCUAAAGGGAAAUAUGCUUUUCUGCUGGAGUCCACUAUGAACGAGUACAUCGAGCAGCGCAAACCAUGUGACACCAUGAAGGUGGGAGGGAAUCUGGACUCAAAGGGCUAUGGAGUUGCCACACCCAAAGGAUCUGCCUUAAGAAACCCAGUAAACCUGGCAGUGUUAAAACUGAACGAGCAGGGCCUGUUGGACAAAUUGAAAAACAAAUGGUGGUACGACAAGGGAGAGUGUGGCAGCGGAGGAGGUGAUUCCAAGGAUAAGACCAGUGCUCUGAGCCUCAGUAAUGUGGCUGGAGUUUUCUACAUUCUGAUUGGUGGGCUGGGGCUGGCCAUGCUGGUGGCCCUGGUUGAGUUCUGUUACAAAUCCAGAAUUGAGUCUCGAAGGAUGAAGCAAAUCAUUGACGCAGCUAUGUUAAGUUCUACACUGACCAGGAUGGGUAGUGGAGGAGAGAACGGUCGUGUGAUAGCCCAUGACUUCCCCAAAGUGGCACAAACUCUGCCAUGUAUGAGCCAGGCUGCUGCCAUUGGCCUCAGCACCACAGGGAUGUAAAUGGCCAACAGCAUCUCCAAAAUCAGGGGACAUCAGAAGUCACGAGGGCUAAAAACAAACAAUAGAGGGAGUGGGAAAGAAAGUGAGAGAGCACUGCAGCAUACAGCUCACCUGCAACUGAAGAACUGCCAAAUAGAUUCAUUGACAACACUGAACUUCACAAGAAAUUAGAUAAUGAUGGAGGAAAAUUACUUUUCUAAUAAUAUGAUGUUUUUUUUUUCUGCUCCGGUGCAAUAAGGAGACCAUGUGUAAAUGUUUUGUAUGAAGCAUCAUUUUUGUGUACUUGAGAAAACUGAGAAAGCUUUUCCUCACUUUCACAAAUUAGUGACAAUUGAACUACACUGUCUCUUUAUUAUGUUGUUUUCCCCAACAUUGUAUCACAUUCAGUCAUGAUGCACUUUGCAUUGUCUUUGUUGCCUGCCUCAUGACAUAUCUUUGUUCUUUCUACAUUGUAAAAAAAAUAAUACAGGCAAAGGGAUAGUUAACCCAAAAAUGAGAAUUCUGUCAUAAUUUACUCACCCUCAUGUCGUUCCAACCCCCGUAAGACUUUCUGAUGUGGAACACAAAAGGAUAAAUUUUAAUGAACAUUCUGGUUCAUCUUCAAUACAAUGACUAAAAACAAUGUUCAUGAACGUGCAACAGACGUCAAGAUUUUCACUAAAGCAUGAUAUACAGUACAUUUCAGGUUGUUUCUCACCAAAACCUAUCAUAUGCCUUCAGAAGACUUGAAAUAUGAUACACAAACCACAUGAAUUUUACUUUCAAGAUACUUUCCUGUCCUUUUUUAAGCUUUAAAGUUGGUCCCAAUCAACUGCCAUUGUACUGAACACACAGAAAGAAAUAUUCAAAAAAAUUUCUCCAUUUGUGUUUCACAUAAGAAAAAAAGUCAUAUGUGUUUGGAACAACGUGAGGGUAGGUAUAUUAUGACAGAAUUGUAUUUUUUUUUUGUGAACUACUUUUGAGGAACUAUUUCUACUGCACCUGACCCUUAAGAACUACUUUAAUUGGUGUAACCUAAUGUAUUCUGGUUCAUUCAGUCAUAAUAAAUAACAUUUUUGACUUGUAUAAAAACCAGUUAAAUUAGACGUAAUCACAUUAAGCACAUUUUUUAGGCUACCUGACAAAUCAUUACAGUAUGUGAGGAACAUUUUACCUCAAAUUGCUAUAUAACAGAUAUUCAAAAGUAACAAAAUUACUAAAUUAACAUUUGUUUGAAAUUCUCCUCUAAAAAAAAGAAGGGAAAGUGUGCUUCAUCAGUGUGUCUACUCCGUUGUACAGUCUGCAAGUGUCUUCCGUUCCAACCGAUUUGAUUGGCGAGCCCCUCUUGGGAAGGAGAAUUCUUCUAUAUGGAGGGAGAGACUGAUUGCUAGUCCUGUCAUAGUUACUGUAGCCCAAAGUCUCACCCUUCACUUAUGAACACUUUGGAUCACUCACCUGCUCCCUGUCCAUGCUCACUGAUAGAG